Leguminivora glycinivorella is the source of this 3150-nucleotide messenger RNA. RefSeq names its product Down syndrome cell adhesion molecule-like protein Dscam2. Gene Ontology annotation, biological process: cell-cell adhesion. Bases 1 to 2991 code for a protein of 996 amino acids. The record is from RefSeq and is a predicted model, not a curated record. The transcript has 19 exons. Gene Ontology annotation, molecular function: protein binding. Lineage: Eukaryota; Metazoa; Arthropoda; Insecta; Lepidoptera; Tortricidae.
AUGCUUGUAUUUCUGCAUGUCGAAGAACCACCCGAGGCUCCAGCUGGACUGCGACUAGGUGGUGUAGGAGCACGCUGGAUCAGAUUAGUGUGGGAUGCAAGCGCCGCUGACGCUCACUAUUCAGCUAUAUACACACCUCUGCACGCGCCGCCUGGUUCAACAGCUUUGACAGUCAACCUCACUAUAGAAACAACAGCGUUUGAUGCAGAAAUCCCUUCGGGUGCAUUGUCGGCAAUACUGUCUGGGCUGCGUCCAGCAUCGGCUUAUUCUCUACGUGCUGCCGCAGCGAAUCAUGUAGGCGCGUCACCACCAUCUGCACCCCUGCUUUUUACUACCCUCGAGGAAGCUCCUUCAAGUGCUCCUCAAGAUGUAAGAGUGCGAGCAGUUGCACCAGGAGAACUGCUAGUGUCCUGGACGGCUCCAUCGCGUGACUCUUGGAAUGGCGAAUUAUUAGGAUACGUGGUUACGUGGAGAGCGUUAUCGGAGCAGAUGAUGAUGAAGAAGGCGAGGGUGAAGAAGGAGCGACGCGGUAGCGCAGCGAUAGCGGGAUGGGCGCGCGCCGAGUUGACAGUGCGUGGGUUGCAUAGAUACGCGCGUUACGCGGUAUCUCUGCGAGCUUACAAUCGAGCCGGAGCGGGCCCCCCUGCUCCGCCGGUGUACGCCUCAACUGCAGAUGGAGUACCCCUCGAGGCUGUAGGCGGGGUGAGGUGCUCAGCAGAAGCGGGUUCGUUGCGAGUAUGGUGGUCACCGCCGGCACCGCCUGCUCCACCGCCAGCACCGGCGCUUGCUGGCUACGACGUCCACUAUGCUCCCCAAUAUGAUUCGCCAGCGUGGAAUGGUCCUGCGGGCGGUGGAGUGGCAGCAGCAGCGUCAGGCGCCUCAGGCGCUACCUUACGUCAGCUACGGCCAGCAACGAACUACUCCGUUUGGGUUCGAGCCCGCACUGCUUCUGGGCCCGGACCACCUUCUUCGACUGUCACUUGUACUACACUUGACGACGUUCCUGGAGCAGUACGCUCAGUUCGCGCGUUGGCAUCAAGCGCGAGCACUGUCCGCGUGUCGUGGCGUGCACCGCCACGAACACGCAUCAGCCACUUUACAUUAUACACUAAGGAGCGGGACAAAGUGGGUGGGGAAUGGUCGCAACGAGUCGAACCAGACGAGGAACUAGAAGAAGAGGGUGAGGCGUGGCACGAAGUGAGAGGGCUGCGCGAGCGCGUGCUGUACGAGUUCUGGGUGCGCGCGCAUAACGCCGCUGGCUCGGGAGAGCCGGGACGGGUCGCCACUGCGGCACCAGCUAGUAAUGCGCCAGUGCGCGUGCUGUCAUGGCCGAGAACAAUACGCGCGAUACGCGGCACCCGCGUGCGGUUACGCUGCGUGGUCGCGGGUGGAGGUUCCGGGCCCAUUCGACGGCGCUGGGCACCUUUGCCGCGACGGCACACUGUCACGGCAGCAGGGGAUCUGCUUAUACAUGAGUUAGAACCAGACUCAUCGGGCAACUACACUUGCCUCGUGUCUGGCGCGGAUGGGUCCAGCGACAUAGCGACAUGGAGAGUGGACCUUCGAACGCCGCCGGCCGCUCCGCUCACGCCGCGGCUCUUGCGCGCUGAUCACCAUGAUUUGCUCGUCGCUUGGGACGCGGCGCCGGCACAUAUAGAAACGGAGCCUAUAUUAGGUUACACAAUAUGGUGGACGCGUGAAGGUGCCACUGGUGGCACGGCGCGUUCAGCCCGAGUCCCAGCGGGCGCGAACGCGGGUGGAUAUUCUCGCGCGCUGAGAGGUCUUGCAUGCGGGGCGCGGCACAAAGUGUGGUUGCGCGCUCACUCGCUAGCCGGCAUGAGCAUGCCUUCAACACCACUGCUAGCCGCUACUACUGGACGCCAAGCCGGAGCGCCACCAGGCGCGGCGUUCAUCUGGGCCAACAGCACAUCGCUGCGGCUCAACUUGCUCGUCUGGCGAGCGGGAGGCGCGGGCGGGGAGCCGCCGUGUCCUAUCGCUCGCUGGACCGUGGCGCUACGUCCUGCUGCUGGAGGCGGCUGGUCCGCAUUACCAGAAGAUGGCGAGACUGCUGAGGCGGGUGGUCUGGCGCCGGGCGCUUGGUACGAGGUGCGCGUGGCAGCUCAUGGCGCGGCGGCAGUAACCCGCGCACGGUACCGUGCGGCUACCCGAGCGCGGUCUGGUGAAAGAAUCGGUGACCCUGUCGAGCUGGCAGUAGAAGAAGGCGCCUCGCCAGCAGGCGUCGAAGGCGUUCCAGGUGGUGACACAGAAUCCCGCACAUGGCGUGGCGGGUUAGCACCAGCGUUAGCGGCUGGGGCGCUAGCAGCGUUGCUGGGUGCUGGCGCGGCGGCGUUGUUGCGAGCUCGUCGGGCUUCGACCCCGCCGCCCGUGCGACCCGCACAUCCUCAUCCUCAGCUCUAUACUACAGAGCCGGGGAAGAGGAACGGGAAGACUCUUACGCCACCAAAUGGUGAGUUAGAAGAGAUCAGCCCGUACGCGACGUUCAGCAUGGGCGGCGGUGCGACCAACACGGUCACGACCGGCACGACAGGCGGACGUGGUGGAUGUGCGCUGCACUUACACACAUUUGGUCGCGCGUCGCCACUGGCGAUGGCGGCUCCACCAUCACGUCCUAACUUACUACAUCAUGCGCCAGAAUUUGGCGUAUGUUCGAGCGACUCCGAGUCGAGUGGGUCGCCGUGCGCGGCGUGCGCUGAGACAUAUCGGUUGCCCGCCGGCGCACGGCACACGCCACACGCUCAUACGCGAUCACAUUCAGAAUCGGUAUGCGGCGUGGAGUCAAGCGCAGAUGACACGUCAUACAGCGCGAGCGGGCGAGGCGAGCGCGCGGUGCGGGGCGCGCGCGGGGAGCGGGGCGAGCGGGGAGCGCGCGGCCGCCGCCGGCGUGAUCACGCGCCUGCCGUCAGGUAUGGCGAGGGCAUGCGCGGCAGGGGAAGCGACGGUAGCGCGUACGCGCGACGUGACGCGCUUUAAGCGCGCUGGAAGAAAGCUGUGAGCGUUACGAGUGAGCUGUAAGCGCGUUGCGAGCGCGUGGUGAUUUCUAGUCUUAUAUGUAAAUAAAAUUGUGUUAAAACUUUGUAAACAGUCCCAAUGUUGUGUGGCAAGGUGGCCACCAUUUUAUUAAAUAACUCA